CAAAUUGAAGACAUUAGUUUUCCAAAUCUCAAAAUUGAAGUUAAACAUUAGUUUUCCGUCUGCGAUGUUUAUCCCUGACGAUCUCAUCGGCGAGAUCUUCUCCGGUCUUCCCGUGAAAUCUAUUCUACGGUUCAGACACGUUAGUAAGUAUUGCGGUAACCUCGUUUCCGAUCCCGAUUUUGUAAAAUUUCAUCUCAAGAGAUCAUCAAAACGAAAUCCGCAAUUCAUACUAAAGACUGAUCACACCAUCAAAAUCCUAUGCGAUUCCAAUGUCUCGCAGGUGGAUGAAGGUUUCAUUCCCUACUCCGUCUGCACUUUAAUCCAGAAUCCCUCUUUCUCUAUUCAAGUCGAUCCUUACUUCACGGUGAAAAACUAUGAAUACCGUUUCAUUGGUUCCUGCAACGGAUUCAUCUGUUUUGUUGGUGAAAAUCUCACUAGCGACUACUAUAACUUCUGGCUCCAAUUAUGGAACCCAGCCACCCGGACAAAAUCUCAAAAAUUAGGGUUCAUACGCGUAUUUCACCAUCAUCCCAAUGAUGGUUAUUACAAAUUCAACUUUGGUUAUGAUAAUUCUACCGGAACUUAUAAGGCUGUGGCCUUACGUUACAAUCAACGGGAACUGAGAAGCAAUGUCAGAAUUCUAAGUUUGGGUGAUAAUGUUUGGAGAGAUAUUGGAAGUUUCCCUGUUGAUCCUAUGUAUUUGAACUCAGCUUAUCAAACUUGUGAUGUUGGUGUGUAUUUCAAAAGCACUAUUAACUGGCUGGCCAUUCAAAAUCAUUUUUGGUACGAUUCUAACGAUAUUAAUGAUAUUAGUGUUGAACAAUUUGUUAUUGUUUCGCUUGAUUUAAGGACUGAGACUUACAAUCAAUAUUUAUUGCCUCCUGAUUUUGAUGAGGUGCCUCCUAUAGCUCCUAUCGUUAGUGUGUUGGGGGAUUGUCUUUGUUUUUCUUAUUGUUACGAGGAAACUGAUUUUGUUAUAUGGAAGAUGGAGGAAUUUGGAGUUGAAGAUUCUUGGACUCAAUUCCUUAAAAUUAGUUAUCGCAGUCUUCAAAUUGAUUAUGACUAUAGUGACGAAGAUACAAAGUAUAAUUUUGAAUUGGUUCCGCUAUUUCUUUCAAAAGACGCUGAUACACUGGUACUUAAAAGCAGUCAUGAAUACCAAGAAAUUCUCUAUAAUUGGAGAAAUAGUAGAGUAGUGCGAACAAAUAUUACUGCAAGAAAAAAGAUUACGGAUGAUAGAACCAUCGAUUUUGUGUCGUGCUCGGCCAAUGCCUAUUUUGAAAGCUUACUUUCAGUUAUUUGAGUGACUGCAGAGAGCUCAUACACUAGCAUGGGGGAUGAUUUUGUCAUUCAUAUCAGAAGGAAGCUGAAUCUGAUCGACACAACCUUUAGGAUAUGGGUACCAAAUAUAUUUUCAAGUUUCAACAACUUUAGCAUCUCUUUUCAGGCACUUUUGUUAGCAUCAAAUUUUAUAAUUUCAGAACUAUGUACAGGGUUUAUGUCUGACUGUGUUAUCAAAUAACUAACUUAUACUACAAACCAUGUUCAUGCUAAUAGAUAUAAACACUUAGAGUUUGUUCUUUGUUAAAUUGAGUUCAUGUGAUUCUCCUCUACUAUAGUAAUACUAACUGAGUGAAUGUCAAUGGAAACUGAAUGAGAAUUCGAUUACUAUGUUUCUUCUUCCCUUUCUGAAGGUUGGGUUUUAAGAAACUUUCAGUGAAGUCUGAUUAUAGUAGUGUAAGAUAACAAUGAUGCAUGAGCGGCGGUAUAAUACAUUUCCCUUUGCACAACUAAAAUCAUAAUCGAUAGCCUUAGAUAAACAAAGUGACAAAAGAUAACGGUACUUGACAAUUGGUCUAUGUGGAUUCAACAUUUUUUAUAUUACUACAAUAUUUCUAUAUAUUUGCGGACCUAUCAGGGUGUUACAUCUAGCGCCAUGUCCUCUAGUGACGAUUCUUACCUUGUGACUAUGUGUCGCACUAAAGUAGAAUUCAUGACACACUUGUAAAUUCCAUCUCUAUAACUUUGCUUAGGCGUUGGAGCGUUAAUAUUGUAAUACACCUUAUACAAACGCUGAAGCCAUCCUCUGUCAUUUUGAAGAGCUAUCUUAAUGAUCUUCACCAAUUUACCAUCUAUUUU
Molecule: messenger RNA, 2139 nt
Organism: Vicia villosa (hairy vetch)
Lineage: Eukaryota; Viridiplantae; Streptophyta; Magnoliopsida; Fabales; Fabaceae
Product: F-box/kelch-repeat protein At3g23880-like
Exons: 2
Coding region: 65-1303 (412 amino acids)
Molecular function (GO): protein binding
Source: RefSeq, a predicted model, not a curated record